AUGAAAGACCUCCACGGUGAAUCGAAGGACCAUCAACUCACAGUUGCACUGCGUAUACGCCCUUUAAAUGAUGCAGAAAUUGAGGAAGGAGCGACAGUUGUCGCGCACAAAGUGGACGACCAGAUGGUGGUGCUGAUGGACCCGUGUGAGGAUCCGGACGAUGUUCUGAGGGCCAACCGAUCCCGAGAGAAAACCUACAUGUUUGACGUCGCCUUUGACUCCACUUCCACACAGGAGGAGGUUUACUUGGCAACAACUAAGAAUCUGAUUGAAGGUGUGAUAGCAGGUUACAACGCUACAGUCUUUGCUUAUGGACCAACAGGUGCAGGUAAAACCUACACGAUGCUUGGCUUAGAUUCUGAGCCGGGGAUUUAUAUUCGCACCCUGAAUGAUCUCUUCAGAGCUAUUGAAGCUGGAAAUGAGGAUAUGCACUGCAGUGUAUACAUGUCUUAUUUAGAGAUCUAUAAUGAGAUGAUCAGAGAUCUAUUGAACCCAUCCUCUGGGUAUCUGGACCUGAGGGAAGAUGCCAAGGGGGAGAUACGCAUUGCAGGCAUCACUGAAUUUUCCACCAGUAACGCAAAAGAGAUAAUGGCUCUUUUGACUAAAGGGAAUAAGCAGAGAACCCAAGAACCGACUGCCGCCAACAAAACCUCUUCACGUUCUCACGCAAUAUUGCAGGUGACUGUGAAGCAAAAAAGUCGAGUGAAAGACAUCAGUGAGGAGGUGAAAGUGGGAAAACUCUUCAUGGUGGACUUGGCAGGGACUGAGCGUGCUUCACAGACUCAGAACAGAGGGAAGAGAAUGAAAGAAGGAGCUCAUAUAAACCGUUCUCUGUUAGCACUGGCCAACUGUAUCAAUGCUCUGAGUGAGAAGGGAGGGAGGGGUGCUCAGUUUGUUAACUACAGAGACAGUAAGCUAACACGUCUCCUGAAGGACGCUUUGGGCGGGAACAGUCGGACAGUAAUGAUUACUCAUAUUAGUCCAGCCAGUUCCAACUUUGAGGAGUCCAGAAAUACACUCAUUUAUGCGGACAAGGCCAAGAACAUCACAAACAAGGUGAAGCGUAACUACCUUAAUGUGUCAUAUCACCUGGCCCAGUACACCAGCAUUAUCGCUGAUCUGAGAAAGGAGAUCGAGAGACUUAGAGCAAAGAUUGACCAACAGGGACAGGAGCAGAGGAAGGGGGAAAAACCAGACAUACGGGACAUACAAGCCGAGGUGCAGCAGUACAGUCGGAGGGAGAUGGCUGUCUUGAGGGAGCAGCUCCAGUCAGCCUUCAGGGAGCAGAUGGAGAUCAGGCGCAGUCUAAUGGAGCUGGAGAACUGUAACAUGGAGCUCCACAUUGACACAUCCAGACACCUCCUCACUAUCUCAGAUUGGGAGCGUGAGCGGGCCCGCUGUGCCAAGAGAUGGAGGGAUGCAGGAAAUGGAGAGAAGAGAGACAGAGGAAAAGAUGAAGAGCAAGAUAGUGAAGGAGAAGAACCUCAGGAUGUGACCGCUGCUCGUGAGGAAAUCGGACCCCUGCUUGCCGAGCACAGAAAAACUAUGGCACUGAAGGGUGAAUUGGAGGAGAGGUUGAUGACCAUGAAGCAGAAGUCAUCUAAGAUCGAAGAACUGCUCCCUAAACACAUCAGUAAUGAGGAACAGCGGGAGAUUCUGACUCUGCUGUGUAAAGUGCAUGAGCUGGAGCUGGAGAACACUGAGAUCCAGUCCGCUCUGCUGUGCAAGGAGAACGCCUUACGCUCGAAAGACUUUAUCAUCCAACGCCACGAACACCAACGAGCACUCUGUGAUGACAUCAUCCACCAGCAAAAAACCAUUAUCGAAGAUCAUGGUCUGUCUAUGCCGGAGGAGCUCCAGGAACUGUACACUCUGUACAUGAGUGAGAUUAGGGAUGGAGGAAUUGACCAGAUACUCACCCUACAAACACUAACCUCCACCACUAUGAGACUGAAGCUUGAUGACAUCAUCUCAGAUCUCGACCCCAAUGAUCUUUGCCCCCAAACAGGGAUAGGGCGAGACAACAAGAAGUCCAGCACCAGCAGUAAACCUUCCCCUGGCUCCUCCUCUGGUCCUGAACAAGACAGUGACUGUAGGGUGUUUAAAUCCUCAUCUAAAACUCAGACUCUGAAACGUUUCCCGCAGUCACCCAGCCCUCCAUCUGUUUCUGAGGCUGUAAGUCCAGACACUCGAAAGGAAAUUGUCACCGACACCAAGGGCAUCUCCGAGAUUGUUGCCCGUCGGCGUUCACGUCUGCAGGCCAAAGAGCCCAGCCCCCCCGUAGGGGUAACCGUACCAGCAGAGGGGGCCAGUAACAUAACGGGGGAGCUUUCUGAAUCAGAUCAGAACACACAAUUACCUCAGUUAGCAGAGGGGGGAACUGGGGGAGGGAAGGAGAGCAUGUCAGACCACACACCCACCAAGCUCCAGUGUGACAAUUCAAACACCUCAGUGACCGAGACAGACGCGUCCAACACCACUGCCAAUGUCACUAAGGCAAACACUUUUUCCACGGCAACCUUCACCAAAGCAACCGCGGCAGCAGCGGCAGCACUUACCGCCGCAGCUCUGAGCAACGCCGCCACACCCGUCUCUACAGCCACCCCCAGCGACAAAGCUACACCAGUGCCCGCGGCUAAUUUCACCAGCGUCACCGGUGUGGCCCUGGGGAAAGGGGCGAAGUUGUCAGUGAGUGUGGAUGGACUGGUGGAAAGUUUGACUGAUGGGACUAAUGAGGCCAAGAGACCCUUACCCAGACCCACAGGCAGCUCCCAGUCCACUACCAAGAGAGACUUCAGCAGAUUUCAGAGACCCAUCAAGGCCGAAUCACCAGAGAGACUUAGUCGGAAAAAGCGCUCCAGGUCUUUUGAGGUCAAUGGAAAACGGCAGAAACCCAAGAUCAGUCCAUCCAGAAACCGUUGCUUAGAAAGCAUCUCAGACCAUCGCCUCGUUCAUCCGUCACCGAACACAACACAGCCUGUACUGAGCAAUUCUCCAAGUCCACUUAAACUCAACGUAACUAAACUCAAACAGCCAACUGGUCAUCAUGCAGGAGGUGGUCAGCUACAGAAACUGGAGAUAAGAGGAACUCCACCCAGCACCAUCCACCACAGACAUGCAGAAGGAAGGAAAGCCCAAACGCUCCAUAAACAACCGCGAAGUGUGUGUAAGAAAGGUCCAACCGAAGUUUCCAGCACUAGCCAUCUUCUACAACAGCCUGGAAAUUACAAGAAACUUGCCAAUGGCAAGUCUCGCCAGAAAGGAGCCACUGAUACAAGCAGAAAGAAGGAAAUACAUCUAAAGAAAGUCCAUCUAUUUGGCAAUUUCUGGAAGGACCUUGUCAUGCCUCCACCUGUAUCGGCCUUCUCCCAGUGCUUUGGGACAUCCAGUCAAGAUGUGACUCAGGGUGCAAGGGGUUGCUCCACACUCCAUGCAGGAAGGGCCAUCUUCUUUGCCCCAGAUCUUUACGUUGUUUGGAAUUGGCAAGAGGUCGGCCACAGCAUGCAGGAGGAAGGUCAGCUUGCCCUGGGAGUUCCAGAGGGAGGGGGCAGCAAUGGAGAAGACUCUAUCACCCCAGGUCCAGUGCUUGGUCCUGCAUGGUACAGACAGGAGUUUUGCAUCAGAGGAACUGAGGCUUUGGGAAGGAGCGUGGAGAUGGAGCAGGUAGGUGAGAUAGGAGGGGGCCUGGUUAUGGAGGGCUUUGAACGUGAAAAGGAGAACUUUGAAUAG
Messenger RNA from Chanos chanos (milkfish), 3729 nucleotides. Its product is annotated as kinesin-like protein KIF19. The transcript has 23 exons. Gene Ontology annotation, molecular function: ATP binding; microtubule motor activity; microtubule binding. The record is from RefSeq and is a predicted model, not a curated record. NCBI's taxonomy places the organism in Eukaryota, Metazoa, Chordata, Actinopteri, Gonorynchiformes, Chanidae. Gene Ontology annotation, biological process: microtubule-based movement. The coding region runs from base 1 to 3729 and encodes 1242 amino acids.